CUAAUAAAUAAAUGUUGGUGUUUGCAAAUAUUUAACCUAUGGUAGCUGCCAUAUCCAUUUUCACUUGAUUCCAUCAUAGAGCUCCAAAAAAACUCUAGGCUUCAGCAUGGAUGCUGUUAACAGGUACAUUACAAUCAACAACCACGUCAAUGGUGCGCCACAAGAUUCUGAUUUCGAGCUCAAGGCUUCUCCUCUUGCUCUGUCACUAGACCCUGCCUCCAAUGUAGUCAUUGUUAAAAAUCUCUACGUUUCAAUCGACCCUUACCAGUUAAACCGCAUGAAAAGCUUUAGCGCUUCCCAAAAGACUUCAGAUUUCGCAGUUGCCAUCGUUCCCGGUGAGGCUAUUGAUACUUAUGGUGUGGGCAAGGUUGUGGCUUCUACGAACCCUGAAUUUGAUAAGGGUGACAUUGUUGUUGGCCUCCUUAACUGGGGAGAGUUCACCGUUAUCAAAGCCGGUGGCAUGUUGAACAAGCUCAACACCAUGGGCUUUCCUUUGUCUUACCAUGUUGGAAUUUUGGGAUUCAGUGGACUGACAGCUUAUGCUGGGUUGUUCGAUAUAUGUAAGCCCAAUAAAGGGGAGAAAGUGUUUGUUUCUGCUGCUUUGGGAUCAGUAGGGAACUUGGUUGGUCAAUUUGCAAAAUUGUCUGGCUGCUAUGUAGUUGGAUGUGCUGGUAGUAAAGAAAAGGUAGCGUUGCUUAAAGAAAAGCUUGGCUUUGAUGAUGCUUUCAACUACAGGGAAGAAACUGAUUUGAACUCAACUCUCAAAAGUUAUUUUCCUAAUGGGAUUGACAUAUAUUUUGACAAUGUGGGGGGAGAGAUGCAAGAAGUAGCAGUGAGUAACAUGAACAUCAAUGGUAGGAUAGCUGUUUGUGGGGUGAUUUCGGAGUAUUUGGAUUCCGAAAAACGAGCUGCACCGAGUAUGAUCGAGGUUAUAUACAAGAGAAUCAAGAUCCAGGGGUUUCUGGCUGGUGAUUACUUGAAUAUUUUUGGAGAUUUCCUUUCAACAACUUGCGAUCACCUUCGCACUGGGAAAAUUCAGCCAUUGGAAGACAUCUCGGAUGGGGUUGAAAGCAUCCCCUCUGCUUUUAUCAGUCUCUAUAGAGGCCAAAACAUUGGGAAGAAAAUUGUUAAAAUCGCAGAAGAGUGAAUGGGAGGAAGACUAGUUCUAGUUUGGCUGCUAUCUUCCUCCCUAUUACAUUUUUAGCAAA
Molecule: messenger RNA, 1208 nt
Organism: Gossypium raimondii (Peruvian cotton)
Lineage: Eukaryota; Viridiplantae; Streptophyta; Magnoliopsida; Malvales; Malvaceae
Product: (+)-pulegone reductase
Exons: 5
Coding region: 107-1147 (346 amino acids)
Molecular function (GO): oxidoreductase activity, acting on the CH-CH group of donors, NAD or NADP as acceptor
Source: RefSeq, a predicted model, not a curated record